Helobdella robusta is the source of this 744-nucleotide messenger RNA. RefSeq lists its product as hypothetical. Bases 1 to 744 code for a protein of 247 amino acids. NCBI's taxonomy places the organism in Eukaryota, Metazoa, Annelida, Clitellata, Rhynchobdellida, Glossiphoniidae. The record is from RefSeq and is a predicted model, not a curated record. The transcript has 2 exons.
AUGGCCGCCACUCCAAAUAACGUUACGUCAACGUCAUCACCGACGUCAUCAUUGUCACAGAUGAUUACGUCAUCGUCAAAUACGGUAUCAUCAUCAAAACUAGCUACAACACCAGUAGCAGCAACGACAUCGGCUGCUGUUGUGAAAACAAUUACGAACGUGACUAACAAAUUUAUCAUCAAAACCAGUAACAACAACAACAACAACAUAAACAACAUAAACAACAACUCAAAUAAUAGUUUAAAAUCUAUAAACACAUCCUUCUACAUAACAACACCACCACCGACAAACACGAAAACUUCUAAUAACAACAUCAACACAAACUACAACAACACUUCUACAGCAACAACAAAAUCGAUACAAUACAAACCAACUCACAACAACAGCAACAACACCAAGUACAUCUUCAAUUUGAAAUCAGCCAACAACAACAACAAUGACAGCUACCAAAACAAAAACUACCACCACAACAACUACCCAUACGAUGAUGACGACGACGACGUUGAUGAAGAUGAUGAGGAUGAAGAUGACGAGGAGAUAACAUUUCUGGAAGCCUGCAUGGAUUGUGAUGAUGACGCACUCUAUGACAUCAUCAGAGAUGGAGUGACCAAGGAACAAGUCAACGAAGUGGACAAAUCGGGCCGGAAUGUAUUAGAAUGCUACGAGGAAUUAAUUGCCAGAAAAAGAAGAAAAAAUUCAUCGGAACAAAAUAAGGCUUCGCUGGUAGGAAUUGAAUCGGAAUAA